AAGAAUAAGAUGGGGAGGGGGAAGAUUGUGAUUGAGAGGAUCGACAACCCGACGAAUCGUCAGGUGACCUUCUCCAAGAGGCGCGGAGGGCUGAUGAAGAAGGCCCGGGAGCUCGCCAUCCUCUGUGACGCCGAUCUCGCGCUCAUCGUCUUCUCCAGCACCGGUCGCCUCUACGACUUUGCGAGCUCCAGCGGAAUGGAGGCAAUACUAGAGCGGUACCAGGAGGCGAAAGAGGAGCACUACGGGGUGCUGAAUCCAACAUCAGAGGCAAAGUUAUGGCAGAGGGAGGUUACAACCUUGAGGCAGCAAGUGCAAAACUUACAACACAAUAAUAGGCAACUGUUGGGAGAGGAGCUAUCUGGCACCACUGCUCGAGAUCUGCUGUUUUUGGUGAACCAAGUUGAGACGAGCUUGCAUUCCGUAAGAAAGAGGAAGGAGCAACUUAUGGCUGCAGAGAUUCAUGAACUCAACCAAAAGGGAUUUCACAUUCAAAAGGAAAAUGUAGAACUUGGCAAAAAGUUGAGCAUUGCUCAUGAGCACAAAAUAGAGCUGCAGAAGAAGGUGAGAAGUGCCAUGGAUUCUCAUCUUUCCGGGGCGAUGAGAUCGAGUGGGCAGCAAGCCAGUGGAAGCAGCUCAAAAGCUGCUGCCGGGUUAUUGUUGUCGACUAGAGUACGUGAACCAAAUAUUGACCUUGAGUUGCGCCAGCAGGAGCAUGAGGAUGAAUAACAUCUACUAUGUCGUCCACUG
This is a messenger RNA of Aegilops tauschii subsp. strangulata, 747 nucleotides long. The record is from RefSeq and is a predicted model, not a curated record. NCBI's taxonomy places the organism in Eukaryota, Viridiplantae, Streptophyta, Magnoliopsida, Poales, Poaceae.